Molecule: messenger RNA, 2734 nt
Organism: Hipposideros armiger (great roundleaf bat)
Lineage: Eukaryota; Metazoa; Chordata; Mammalia; Chiroptera; Hipposideridae
Gene: RAB3D
Product: RAB3D, member RAS oncogene family
Exons: 6
Coding region: 889-1548 (219 amino acids)
Molecular function (GO): GTP binding; GTPase activity
Source: RefSeq, a predicted model, not a curated record
GGGGUCGGUGUCUUCAGGAUGAGAUUUGGGGGUUUCCCAGGAUUAGAUGGGGCUUUGGGGAGCUUCAUAGCGAUAUCUGAGAUCUUGUUAUGAGAGCAGGAGUUUUUGUUGUUAGAACUGGGUCCCGGGAUGAUAUUUGGGAGUCACUGGUGGGAUCUCUGAAGACCUAGGGCUACGAGCUUGGGCUGCUGGGGCCAACAUUUGGGGGUCUCGGAAGUGGCAUGGAUGUUGAGGUCCAAAGAGCCUGAGAUCUUGAAAGCCUACAUUUGGAGAGAUGGGGUCGAGGUUUGUUGCAGGACUGCUCUGGAUCUUCCCCACCCCCAUUCCUGGGCUGCUAUCCCUGCAUCUCAGCUGGAUUGGCCUUGACCCUGGCCUUGAGCAGGUUCACAGGGUCUGAAGGCCACGGGCCAAAGACCAUGGUUGACUGCAGGUAACUGAAACCACAGAAGGGAAACCGCGGAUAAGAGAGGACUACUGUACAAGCCAGUGCAUGAUUCACCACAUUUUCCCUUCACCACAAUGACCAGUGUGACUGAGAAGCAAACCUUGAGUGUUGGUUGCCAUGGAAGCUUUGGGGCAGCUUGUUACUGAGUAUAUGUCAGCUCUUCCUGACCGAUGUAUGUCAUCUCCGUUCAUUCUCAUGGCAGUCCUUAGAGGCACCUGCUGUUCCCAUGAAGCAAUGGAGCUCAGAGAAGUUCAGCAAGUGACUUCAUGUGGAGUUGUUGGAAUUUGAACACCAACAAAGCUUGAACUAUUAUUAUAACUGCAGAUCCUUUCCUGCUGUCUUGAAGAAAACUCUUAAGUCCUCAGCUGGGUUUGGAUGUGCCAAAUUUCCUUACUCCGUGGCCUCAGGGCUCCAGGCUUCCCUCCAGGAGGCUCCCCACCAGGAUGGCAUCAGCUGGAGACCCCCCGACAGGCCCACGGGAUGCAGCAGACCAGAAUUUUGACUACAUGUUCAAGCUUCUGCUCAUUGGCAAUAGCAGUGUGGGCAAGACAUCCUUUCUGUUCCGCUACGCAGACGACUCCUUCACACCUGCCUUCGUCAGCACUGUGGGCAUCGACUUCAAGGUCAAGACUGUCUACCGCCAUGACAAGAGGAUCAAACUGCAGAUCUGGGACACAGCGGGCCAGGAGCGCUACCGCACAAUCACCACAGCCUACUAUCGAGGAGCCAUGGGCUUCCUGCUUAUGUAUGACGUUGCCAACCAGGAGUCCUUCACCGCCGUUCAGGACUGGGCCACACAGAUCAAGACGUAUUCCUGGGACAAUGCUCAGGUCAUCCUCGUGGGGAACAAAUGUGACCUAGAGGAUGAGCGUGUUGUGCCUUCCGAGGAUGGCCGAAGGCUCGCCGAUGACCUUGGUUUCGAGUUCUUUGAGGCGAGCGCCAAGGAGAACAUCAAUGUGAAGCAGGUCUUCGAGCGCCUGGUGGACGUCAUCUGCGAGAAGAUGAAUGAGUCCCUGGAACCCAGCUCCAGCCCAGGCAGCAAUGGGAAAGGCCCAGCCUUGGGGGAUGCCCCACCUCCCCAGCCCAGUGGCUGCAGCUGCUAGAGAUAAUCCCCAACCCAUGGCCACCCGCUCCUGCCUUGUCAGAGACUGUGACUGAGGCAUAAGCCACAAGGGCUGUUUCCAAGCUCAGGGUGCUCCCUUCCCUUCCAUCAGCGUCAGCAGCUGCCCCCCACUUCCGUGCGACUUGUUCUCUUGCCAUGGCCACCAGCCUGCCCAAGCAGCCCCUGUCACAGGCUCCAGACCCUGGGGACUCUGCAUUAGAGGCAGGGUCUGGGAAUGUUGACAUGCAUGAGCUUGCUGCUUUUCAGGCGUUUUAAUGGGGGGAGCAUGGAUAGCCUAUCCCACCCUGGCUGGUGAAGGGGCUUCCACAGUGCCUUCUGGGUUAGAGCCAUUGCCCACAUCCAUUCUGUAUUGGGCAUUGUCUGGAGUUCACGCGCUGGCCGAAGAUGGUUUGUCUUCUUCCCCCUGCCAUGUGGGUUCUCAGAGUUCAUCCCUAGAGAUAUGGAAAGCAGCUCUUUGCUCAGGGUCCCCAAGCCUGCCCAUGAACCUCCUUAGACCUGAAGGCUCCAAGGCAAAGGAGGUGACUGACCCUGGCAGACCCCUCCCUUCUGGCUUGCAGAUCCUCUGCCUGUGAAAGUAUUAAAGCAGCUUUUCCAGUUGUCAAAGGAUAGGGAGUCAGAGCCUGUCCCCUGGCUUCAGGGACCCCAGAAGUGCCUUUUGAGUUUUGCCUGAAUUUACCCAUGACCCUGACACUGUUUUGGCUUAUCAUGGUGCACCUGACCCGGGAUUGAAUUCUGGAACUAUGUACCGUGUCAGGCCAGGUAGAGAAUCACCCAGCCCCUGGCUUUCGUGCUCAGGACUUUGUGCCAGGAGUUAACCUGAGAGCCAGGAGCCUGGGCCCUCUUGUCCAGACCUGCCUCCCCAGUGCCCAUUUGACUGAUGAUGUUUUAAGCAAGGUCUUUCCACAUCUUACAUCCUGCUAGAAAAGGAAAUUGAGCAAUGUUCCCAUAGGCUGUGCUCGCUGUUGACUGUCUGGUAUAAGCACUUGGGCUCCUCCCACUUGAGGACCAGUGAAGAUGCAGUGUUCAUUUCCUGAGCCAUGUCAUUGGUGAGGCCCAGUGAUAGGACGUUUUCUGCUAGUGGAGAAGUCACUCUAAGGCAGCGGUUCUCAACCUGAGGGUCGUGACCCCUUUGGGGGUCGAACGACCCUUUCACAGGGGUCGCCAGG